CCCUCCGUCUUCAUUUCUCCUUCUCUCCCACCCUUCUGUUAGCGAGAAACCCGCCAUGAAUGGAUCCAUCGAAGUAUUUUUAGAGCUUUCAGUUAUCUCGCUCUCCAAAGCCCUCGCCUUGUCUUCCUCCGUAUUCACCCCCCCUUCCCUCUCCAACUAUGGCCCUCACUCCAAUCAAUCCCUACCGCAAGGAGAAAGAAGGUUGGGUUGCUGUGCCACAAUUUGGAGGUUGGGAUCAGAAAGCCGGAGGAGGAACGCCUGAUUACUCCAUGGUUUUCACCCAUGCUCGUGCAAAGAGAAAGCAGCAGAAGGUUGAGGUGAGCAGCUCAAGCCUAGGGCAUGAAAGGGAGUUCCUCAAUUUUCCUCACCCGCGAACAGAGCAGAAUUCUACCAUGAAAAAAUGGAGGUUCUUUAGCUGCCUCAGCUGCGGAGUUAAGGACUGAAGUCCAUGCUGCCAUCUGACUGAUGUCUGUAUAUUGUUUUCUAUCCAUAAACAUUUCAGAAAUCCUUUACUGCAUUUGCAUUCCAUAAACUACAAGUAAUAGUUGUUCUGAACAUCCUGUGGAUGAUAUUCUAUGCUGCCAAUUUUCAAUUUUCAUGAAAUACAAGUGAAAUUUAUAUUAUUA
This is a messenger RNA of Phalaenopsis equestris, 626 nucleotides long. RefSeq lists its product as uncharacterized. Bases 159 to 443 code for a protein of 94 amino acids. The transcript is spliced from 3 exons. NCBI's taxonomy places the organism in Eukaryota, Viridiplantae, Streptophyta, Magnoliopsida, Asparagales, Orchidaceae. The record is from RefSeq and is a predicted model, not a curated record.